Messenger RNA from Drosophila subpulchrella, 674 nucleotides. Its product is annotated as acylphosphatase-1. Gene Ontology annotation, molecular function: acylphosphatase activity. Bases 273 to 635 code for a protein of 120 amino acids. The transcript has a single exon. The record is from RefSeq and is a predicted model, not a curated record. Lineage: Eukaryota; Metazoa; Arthropoda; Insecta; Diptera; Drosophilidae.
UCUGAAGUAUUUAUCAUCCCGAAAGUAUGCCGUUAGCAAGCGACAACAAUUUUGGUUUCUACAUGUAAAAUACAUGUCAAAGUCAUUAUUUUUUGUUAAACAUUUAAAUAGGUCAUGAAAUAUAUUUUGUAUUUUUUCCAUAUUCCAUAUUUUAUAUAUGUACUUUUUGUUUUAUGUCAAAAUGUAUUUUGUAACGCAAAUGUAGAUAUUAACCAAAAUUAUAGCCCUUUUGUUUCCGCCAAAAGUCCCAAUAUAGUGUGUCCCUUGGCACUAUGGCGGCCCAGCGUGUUCAUUCCUGCCAAUUCGAGGUAUUCGGCAAGGUGCAGGGCGUCAACUUCCGGCGGCACGCCUUGCGGAAGGCCAAGACCCUGGGUCUCCGGGGAUGGUGCAUGAACUCCGGCAGGGGCACCGUGAAGGGCUACAUCGAGGGACGACCCGCCGAGAUGAACGUGAUGAAGGAGUGGCUCAGGACCACGGGCAGUCCGCAGUCCAACAUCGAGAAGGUCGAGUUUAGUUCUCAGAGGGAACGCGAUCGAUACGGCUAUACCAACUUUCACAUCAAGCCCGAUCCGAAUGAAGAGGCCCCAGAAAAUGAAGCACUAGGCAGUAGUACGAGCAACAACGACAGCUAUUAGGGGAUUUUGGCGAAACAAUAAAAAUUUAAGGUCAUAAAA